This is a messenger RNA of Eriocheir sinensis (Chinese mitten crab), 1905 nucleotides long. RefSeq lists its product as uncharacterized. The transcript is spliced from 2 exons. The record is from RefSeq and is a predicted model, not a curated record. Lineage: Eukaryota; Metazoa; Arthropoda; Malacostraca; Decapoda; Varunidae. The coding region runs from base 419 to 1744 and encodes 441 amino acids.
CCCCCACAGCAUAACGAAAGUGCAUUUUUCUGAAGCUUUGGGAUGUCCCCAAUACCAAAUGGAACUUUAACAGGAAAAAUCUAGGGAUGCAAUAGGGGUAACUCUCAUAUGUUUUGAAGGUACCGUAAAAAUACCACAUCGGUGAGCGUAAAACAGUUCUUAUUCAAAGCUGCCUCCUGACCUUACUUUUUUACACAAUUAAGCAUGUGACGUGUCAUUUUAAAGGAUUUUCAUCAGUCUUCACUUUAGUAUAUAACAAAAUACAAUAUCUUAAUUAUAUUUACGAAUAAUAUCACUAACACACGUACCACCACAGUUUCCUUAGCACAAUCAUAAAAAAAUAUUGAAUAAUAUUUUACAUACACAAUUCUUGUAAACUUUUCACUAUAUUUUCAGUUUGAUAGAGAGAGCUAGUUACAUGAUGGCACUGAAGAAUGAACACCCUCACUCCAAGAGGAAUAGAUCAAAUGCUGAUGAUGCUGAGAUUGUCUGUGUGCUUCAUAUGGAGGGACAAAAAUAUGGAGCGAUAAAGCCAUUCUCCACUGUAUCAGAUCCUCAAUCUAGAUUGCUAAGACUACAGGAUAUCAAAAGGAGACGCCUUGCACAGCCUAUAGAUUCCCCAUAUCGUAUGGAGUCAACAUGUGAACUAAUUCCUGAUAUAUUAAAUGAUAAACAUGGAUACCAUCAAAUCUGUUAUCAGAGAUUCUGCGCCAAUCUACAUCGUCUGGACAUUCAAGUAGUUGACACUGAAGUGUCUUCAACUUCCAGGUCUAGUCGCAAGAAAUCUUCAAGAGACAGCACUCAAUUCAAACCAGAUUGUAUCUUCUGUAACAAUGAAGGUCGCAGAAAGAUUAAGAGUGGAGGAACCUGGACCACCGAAGGGAUGUCAGUCUUCGAUCGGGACGGCGGCAAGUUUAUCCAGGAUUUAGCAGAGAAGAGAAACGACCAAAAGCUACUAACCAGAAUAAGAGGAGUUGACAUGUAUGCUUGCGGAGCCAAAUAUCACAGGUCAUGCCAUGCCAAGUAUUGCCAAGAUCCCAUAAAAUGGAGAAGUCCUGACAAAGAAAAGAAAGAGAAGCAAGAAUCGAUGGUUGAAGCUCAUGCUAAUGCAUUUGCGAGUGUUUGUAAAAUUGUUGAUGAUGUGGUGCUGAAGCAACGGAACAUUUUGAUGUUAAAAAAUUUAUGUGACACAUAUAGACAUACUCUGGAGAACUCAGAUCAUAAAAAUCCUAACUUCCGUAGUGAAAACUUGAAAACAAAACUGGAGAAGCAUUAUGGAAGUCACUUAUCAUUCUGCCCCUUGGGACAAUUUCAUUCAUAUAUCCUGUACAACAGCAAUGUUGAAAUCAACCAAGUCAUGAAAUAUGCAUAUGAACUGGGCAGCAAAGACGUGAUUGAAACAGCUGGAGCUCGUCUACAUCAGGACAUCCUGAACGCUUUCAAGAAUUCUGCAGAGUUGAUGUGGCCACCAACUGCCCAAUCUCUAAUCAACUCAGACAUUGGUUUGCCUUCAUCUUUAGAAAAAUUCUUGUCUAACAUGCUAUAUGGUGCAUCGUCCCCAAGAACUGAAAAAUCCAAGCGAUUAGUGUCAUCCAUUGCUCAGGAUAUCUGUAGAGCAGCCACCAACAGUGAAUGGAAGCUCCCUAAGCAUGUUUUGAUGUGUUUGACUCUGCGACAUAUGUUCAGAAGUGAGCGUCUCGUCACCAUGCUGAACAGGUUCGCAUCAAUACUAUGUAGAAUUUGACAUUUUAACAUUGGUAUUGUUGCUUAUAUAUUGCCCAAGGAGAUAGUGUAGAAAUUCAACGUACUAUUUACUCAGCAACCCUCUGUGUACUUUGAAUGACCUAUAGUAACUGACAAUUUAUUCUCUUAAACUAGUUCCAUUCUACCAAAUUCAUACAUUUG